This is a messenger RNA of Exophiala oligosperma, 1047 nucleotides long. RefSeq lists its product as uncharacterized. The coding region runs from base 1 to 1047 and encodes 348 amino acids. The record is from RefSeq and is a predicted model, not a curated record. The transcript has a single exon. Lineage: Eukaryota; Fungi; Ascomycota; Eurotiomycetes; Chaetothyriales; Herpotrichiellaceae.
AUGAAGGAGGUAGUCACAUUCGACCCGCCCGUAAAAGGCAUUGUCACACUCAUACUCAUAUCGGGGGGGCCUUCCGUUGCACCCGUCACGGCGACCAUGCUGGAUGUCAUAUUCGUCGUCAAUGCAGAUGACUUUGGACCAACAGUCGUCAUCGUUGUAUCUGGCGAUGUCAGCAUCGAAGCAGUCACUGUUCGCGUAUGCAUCAUUACAGACGGCAUUGUCGAAUUGACCGAAACUAUCACCGUCACCGUCACUGUAGCUACCCUCGUACUACACGGCGUCGUGGUCGAUGAUGUCUCGUUGUUCACGGCCGUGAUGGGCAAGAUCGAAAACUCCCGCGACGAUAGUGACGACAAGACCGACGGAUCUGUAAUCUUUGGCAACGCUCCGAGGUGGCUUAUUGCACUGUUCACGACCAAGGACGACUCAGUCAUAGCACUCGAGGGCGCUUCGACGAUUACAGUGGUGUUCAUGUACGCCGUCUGUGUUCGUGUUGCGGUGAUCCAGAUCGAGCUCGGUACCGGUGGAAAGGGGAUUUCGCCAGAAGAAGAUCCAUUGGAACUGCCAAUGGUAGGCGCGACAAUGUCUGGAGGUACAGGUGCCUCCGUCAUCGUCGUUGUCACUGUUGCGUUCAUGACGUGCGCUGGAAUGGCUGGUAGAGGUGUAGUCGUAGUCGAAUUCAGAAUCAUCAGAACCGAUACCUCUUGUGCUGUUGAAGUAAAUGUGUUAUUCGAACCUGAAAUUAUCGCCGUCGCACUGGCAGUGGACACUAGAGAUGACGAUGUGCUCAUAUCGCCGAUCAGGAAUGAAAUUGAACCAUGGUCCGAGUCAGACGAUGUCGUCGUAGGCGUAUACGAUGUCGACCAUCCAGUCCCGACGAGAGUCAUGCUGAGCGAAAAGGUGUCCCACGAGGUUGCAACGGGUGUCAGAGUCGUGGGCAUGACGCUCGCAAUACCGUCUGUCAUGAUUGCGGUUGGGGGAUCGAAGGUGUUCUCUGGAAAAACAUAUAAGACUCUGGAUUUCAAGUACAAGAGUGUCUUGAGAUAG